GUGACAUCUACCGAAAGUUCGAAAGACGGUGGACAUCGUCGUUCGUCGUGUCGUCUACGCGAAGAUAGUCUCGUCCAGUAUGAAUGAAAUACGCGCCGACCCGGUGCGAAAUGAAUACCUCUAUUCAGUGUUAAACGUGCCAACGACCGCAUCCGCGAACGACAUAAGGGAGCGGUACAAAGCCUUGUCUGUAAUAUUUCACCCCGACAAGCAGCGCAACGGAAGUACAAAGGACACUGCAGCUGUAGAAUUCCUUGCAAUCCAAAAAGCUUACCAAGUCUUAUCAGAUCCCUUUCUCCGGGAAGUGUAUGAUUUCCUGGGUGAAGAUGGGUUAAACAAACAGUGGUCCCCAGAACUGCGGUCACAAAGUGUUGACCAAGUGCGACACAUUCACCCUGGCGCAACAUUGUCUGACUCGUCUUUUCAGAUACGCGCUCAUCUUCGACAAUGGAAAGUAGAUCGAAGUCAAGAAGUUUUCGAUCGCCUCAUUCGGCCAAGAGGCACAGUGACGUGUGGAAUCGACGCAUCAACACUAUUCGCACGCGGUGAUGAUUUGGAUUAUGAUUCCAGAGGCAUCUUCGCCCGCUUGGGUGGAGUCUGGAUCUCUCAAUUUGCUAUUCGUCACUCUGUUACGAAAGUGCUCAGUGAAAAGACUAACCUUAAAUUCACGAGUCACCUGGGACUAGGCCCUCGAAAUGAUGUGCUGAGCAGAAAUAACCUCAUGGGCACGAUACGCCAUCAAUUCUCUCCUCGGCUUGCUGUAGAGGCUACAGCACAUCUGUUAGACCCUCACCUCGUUGUCGCAAAGGCGAGCUACGAAGACAACGAGAACACCCUCAAUUGCCGCGUGCAUUUCAUCCCUGCACUCUGGAACCUUCUCCCUCCGGCUAGUACGAUUUCCUUCAGUCGUCGUCUCUUCCGUCAUGCAUCAACGGUGGGCACUGUGGCGUGGACAUUCUCUCCAUUGGCCAUGGGAAGCUUUCAAUUUGACAUACACUCGCCUCAGCCUUUUGAUUUCUCGUCCCCUGAGAAUUCCGUUCUCCAUGCAGAGCGUAUGAACGCCGAAUUCACAAAUAAGCCCGGCUCCGCCAGUGGUUUUGGGGUUGGGCUGCGUACCUGGUCAUAUGGAUUUCAGCUAUCUGGCGUCAACUCGUGUAUCAAGACUGAAUGGUCGAUCUGGUUCUUUGAGCUGUCAUUAAGGCUCAAGGCAGGCAUAGAAAUUGGAUUUCGGGGAUUAGCCUAUUUGGUCACCGCAACAUGGACUAGCGCGAAUACUGCGAUAUCCACUAGCUUUGGCGUGAGUACGGGGGGGUUAAUCAUACGCUUAGAGUUGGAUUACCUACAUCAGAAAUGGAUAUUACCAAUCACUUUGUCGCCCGUAAGAAAUCAAAUAUUGGAGUUCUUUUCGGCUGUUGUGCCUUCAACAGCUCUUGUCCUCGGAUAUCACUUUGUUUUAAAGCCUCGUCGGCGCCUACAAAGAGCCUUAUAUUUCCGCAAGGCCGAACGCGUCCUUAAAGAGGAAAACUCAGAGCAAAAGAGGCAGCUUCGCAAUACGGCAGAAUUGUUGAGCGAAACUGCCAAACGCCACAUGCAAACCGAAAGGUCAAGAGGAGGCCUUGUCAUCCUUAGUGCGAUGUACGGCCCAGAAACAGACGCCAGGAAUCUUACGAUAGACGUAACAGUACCCGUGCAAGCCUUGGUGCACAACAGUCAGGUUUGUGUACCCGGACAUCGGACAAAGGCCGGCAUCCAAGGAUUUUACGAUCCCGCCCCUGCAUCGCCCAAAUCUCUCCGCGUCCGUUAUCUUUUCCGGGAUCGACCACAUUACGCAGAGAUCCCGGACUAUAUUCCGGUUGUGUUGCCUUUGCCAGAUCAUCUCGUGAAUUGAACCGUUACAUACCUAUGGCUCUCGGUCUGUUGCGAUCCUACUUAUUGCCACCUCUACACAGUAUGAUCUAAUGUCAAUUUGGCAUAACGACUAUCUUCCUUCCAUUUGUUCU
This is a messenger RNA of Suillus paluster, 2000 nucleotides long. RefSeq lists its product as uncharacterized. The transcript is spliced from 12 exons. The coding region runs from base 80 to 1888 and encodes 602 amino acids. Gene Ontology annotation, biological process: cristae formation. The record is from RefSeq and is a predicted model, not a curated record. Lineage: Eukaryota; Fungi; Basidiomycota; Agaricomycetes; Boletales; Suillaceae.